GAAACUAUCAGUGGAAUCACCCAAGUGACCGUGUUGUAUAGUAUGUCGUCCAGUAACGGAAGCAGAUUAUUUUUCACGAACCAAGAGCGCCUAGAUUCCGUGCCCUCGGAUUUAGUUUCAUUCGAGAUAUUGAACAAAAUCACGAAAGUGAUCGGAAAAAAUGUGUUAAGGACUGCAUCAUAG
Molecule: messenger RNA, 183 nt
Organism: Acaulospora colombiana
Lineage: Eukaryota; Fungi; Glomeromycota; Glomeromycetes; Diversisporales; Acaulosporaceae
Source: the annotation of a GenBank genome assembly